GUCAUUACGAUUUGAACGGAGCCCCUGGCAGAUGCUUUGCAGUCCCUUUGUAGUUGGUCUAUGUUAAAGCUUUUAUGAUCCGCCUCACGCCGAUCACAUUCUCCCGUUCAAUGAGAAGUCAGCCCUUGUGUACCUGCUUUCAUUUCCAUUCCCAAAAGGAUUCGUGCGAACUACCAAUCAUAAUGAACGAUGCCUCUAGAUAAAGCGUAGCAUCGCUCUCAGACUUGAGGUAAACACUAUUCGGUUGGAUGGACUGGAGAUACGGUUAACUUCAUAAGUUAUUUUCAUCGUCUUCAUUUGGAGACUGUAUUUGCUAUAGUCUUGCAGUGUGCAUUGCUGUGCCUUUUUGUGGAUAAAAAGGAUAUCUUUGUGCUCUCGGUUCGUAAUGUGAACACGGUGGACGUUUUUCAAAGAAAAUGACACUUUUGUGGAAAUAAAACAUCAGUGGUGUUUGCAGCUAUUACAGAACUUCUGCGGAAUAAUCCAUUGUUGAUGAUUAUGAUCUAUAAGAAUGGGAGCAAACUUUAAUCAGAUUAUGAAAUUGGUUUCUCCAAGCGAAUACGCCCAAGGGCGCACGCCACGUGACGUGUAUGACACUGCAUGGGUAUUAUAAUAUUUCCGGUGUAACUCGCUAUUCAAAUAGUCGUCAAUAGGCUGAACCCACCACCCCUAUCUCUGGGCUAUGCAUAUCGAUUCCACAAAAAUCUAGGUCAGCCGUUAGGAUUCGGGUGGGACCCCCUGAAAAAUUAGUUCCUCGUUGCUAUUGGGUACCUGUCUACUGCGUGUUAAAACACGUCCCUUGAAAUAAAGACAAGCACACACUUGCAUCGCGCGUGUCUGGACCUGCAGGAUACCGUCUCCCCAACAUGUCGUCACACGUUGCGUGGAUUAUAUUUCUCAUUAGCUGCUUUGUGCUGGGUGUUUGGACUUCGAAAACAGAUCAAAAGGAUGUGAAGACAUGUAAUAACUAUGCUGCUCACGAGGAAGAUUCAGAAGAAGACACUUGCGCUCAAGAUGAUGGUAGUCCAGCAGAACUUGUGUGUACGACUGGAAAGGUUAUAGUUCUGAAGUCCCUCCUCUUUGCAGUAAAGAAGAGCAGUGAAUGUACAAAGAGGAUAUCCACUGAAAGGGUUUGCUGUAAGCGUAACAACGCCGAUGUCCUGUAUGACGGACACUGUUUACAAGAUGUUUGGAACGACGAGGACGGGGGACACUACAGGACCUUUAUGAAGGCUGCAAUACAGGAGUGUAUGGAGAAACAGGAGUGUACUCUAGGCCACAGUGUGUUCCAGCCUAUGCAGAGGAAGCUGUACAACAACACACACUCCAGUUACUUUAAGAUCAUGUACCAAUGUGUUGAUGAUCCAACAGAAACACAUCUAUUACAACCCAACUACAUCACCAAAUCUGAAAAUGAGGUGAUCCUGAAGGGCACCACAAACGCUACACGUAAAUGCGUUGUGAGGUCACCUGGCGGAGGGAUGAUCUCGGUGCAAGCUUUGGAUAUACGAUCAAGUGUGAUGGGCAAGGAUUCUCACCCUGAACUGAAACUAAAAACUGAAGCAGCCGAAAAGAUCAUCCGAGCAAACGACCUUCCACUGUUUGGAUUUCAGGAACUCAUUUCGGGGAGCAAAAUCAACAUCACUGUGGCUGAUAGCAUGAAGCUGUGGCUGAGAAUUAAAGCGACUGAUGGAGAAAAUGUGAACAUCACAUGUGGAGAGCCCGACCGUGAGCCUACAACGUCCACUACGACAACGACAGGGGCGACAUUUCUGAAAGAUGGUUAUGGAUUCUGGCCCUUGGUGUUCACGGCUUGUGGUGCUGUCAUCAUGUUAUCUAUCGUCAUCCUGGUGUGCGGGAUCUGGUGGAUAUGCAAAUACAGAAAACGCCGAAAGAGACGUUUCCGGAGCAGCAGUUCCUUCCGGACCACCCAGGAAUAUCUGGACACUUAUGACCCUCCAUACGCAACUGUCCAGGACCAAAGACCUUCUGGGAAGUCCAUCCGUGUGACACGCUCCAUGUCCAGUCAGACAAUACAGAGGUCCUUCUCACCACCCAUCGUACACAAGCUCUACCCGAGGUCGACGUCAAUGAGGAGUCUCCGUGACAGACCUGCAAUGGCUCCUCCACCCCCACCUCGCAUGUCCCCGGCUAUGAACUACAACCAAGGGAAGAGUUACAAUCAGUGCUACUCAAGGCUGAGUCGGACUCCCACCGUGCCAAGAAGCAACCUGGAACAGCUGGAAGCGUUUCUGGAGUGGCCGGAACCGGAAGUGAUAUCUCCUUCGAGGAUGGGGUCUAUGAAAGAGUCAACUGAAGGCUCCGGGUAUGCGUCUCCUUCAUUAUUGAACUCCCUGUUCCGUGUGGAAUCCCAAGGGAGUCUUAAAUCUCAGAGAGGAUCUCCCCAAGCCUACGGGUCAAUGCCCAGAUCGGAGGUCGGCUCUGGGCAGUGUGGGGGAUCCGUUUUUGAGAGUGAGGGCUCGGUGACUGAGUCGCUCCUUGCGAGAGGGGACAUUGCUUUUCCCCGACCAAUGCCUACCCAGGACUUGUUGGGAGAUGCUGAAGCAACGUUGUCUCUUCUCAACGAUCAUAAAGGAGACGAAAAUCACAAUGAGUUCGAGAGUAACACUCCUGAUGUGCUAACCUGAGCAUUAAUUGGAUUUUUCCUCUCAUUUCAAUAUGAAAUGAAAACUAUGUAUUUACACCUGCCACAACUGAGUCACCUGGAAACUAGGUGUUGUUACUCAGAAGAUGAUAGAAACAUGACAAGAAGAAGAAGCCUGGAUUUGUUCAUUCAUAUUCAGUGCAACGUCACAAACACACACGUCCAUGUAGAAGGAUAGGUUUUCGUUACGUUCCUCAAGAACAAUAUGUUGUUGCAUAAUCUUAUGUACAGUGAAACGGGAGGCCGACAUGAGACAAAUGUAUCGAUUGUUCGAAAGGUAUUUCGAGAUAAUGGUGUUCGAGUUACAGAUAUGGAUUUAAUUUUAUUUUGAUUCAGUUUGAAUCCUUUAUUGAGACUGAUACAAUCAUAAUUUGCACAGCGAAUCACUGCCAUUGUUUUUAUUUCGCUGCUGCUUUUGUUCACUGCCAUACGUAACAAAUGUUUUCACUAAGUACCGUUGUGAGAAUUAUCAUCAUCACCUUGCCACACAAAACCAGCAUUACAGGAAUCCCAUCAGCUGGAUUUUCCGAAAGGAGCAGCUUCAGAUCAGAGUAUCCUUGCACGAUUUUUCAUAUAUGAAAUUACCCAAGACAUUGUCAGGUGAAAUGUGACUCCGGCGCAUGAGAGUGGGUUAAGGCACCUGGGUCUACUUGCACAAAAUGAUGAUAGCGCUAAGAUGAUCGUAACUCUCAUACUUUAACACAGGCUUACGAUAGUUGUAGCGCUAAGAUCGUCAUCUGAACAAUCUUGAUAUAAUGCUUCUUGAUAUGCCAAAACCCCUGCUCGUGGGUUUCACCAAAGUGGUAAGCAUUUGGGACCUGGACCACGUCGGGCUUUUCUCUAUUAAGCUUAUACGCCGAGAUAUAAUUGAAAUAAUUCCGUUCGCAGAAGUUUUAAUUCGCCCACCUCUUUCACUAAAGUGAAUACCUAGUGGCAAUAUCCUGUAUUAAACCAGUAGCUGCUGGAACCAAAGUCCUCAACCUGGAACACGGGUGACAUCGUCGUCUUUUUAAACACAGCUGUCCCACAUACUUAUGCCACAUUAAUCCUGAUUCUAUAUCUAUUACAAUUCAGGGCACAAUGGUUAUGUACAACGUGUUCUUCCAAACUUACAUUCCAAACUAUGAUUCGAUCUCAGAGUCGGUGGGUGAAAAUCCCCAAUUUAUGUAAUUGUACCAUGUUUAUGAUAGUUUAACAUUGACCUUUAUAAGGGUACAACGUCCAUUGCUAAAAGCAACGACCUUUUUAUCACAGUAUUACAUGUGCAGAAAAAAAUAUAUUUUGCAAAUGAACUUGUAUAUAUAUAUAUGUACAUAGAACUUUCACGGGAGUGGCGGAUAUAUUUCCGCAAGGUCCAUAUUAAACGGAAUAAUGACAUUGUCUUAAUGUGUUCAAUAGUGCUGAUGGUAGUGUGAGGUGAGAUGUUUGUAUGCGUCAACUUACACAUAUAUGUAUAUUGUCAUAAUUGAUGUAUGAAAAUCUAAAAGCUAUAAUAAGGUCGUGAAAAGAAUAAAUCUGUUUCUCAUCAUCGUAUUGAUCUUUUACAACAUGCUAUGUGAAUGACUGUGGGACAAUCGAUGACGAAUGGCUUUGUCCGGUACAAAUAUCACUUCUGUGAUUGUCCGGAUUUUCAUUUUAAAAAAUCCUCUGGUGAGAAACAGUAUGUUGUUAUACAUGGCCUAAUGUCGCCUUAAGUGCACCGGGGUGAUCUUUCAUUUCCGGCGUAUACGUUCAUUGCCUGUAAUCUGAUGAGCAACACAUCUGUCGGGAGUGUAAUCAGACUUGUCCUCAAGUCUCUGAAAGGUUAUAGAGCAAUCAGUCCUCAUCAUGAUAUUUUAGGUCAACUGACAUCCCAUUGACGGCGUUCGCGAAACGUGCUUUUGUGCGUUUUGCUGUUAAUUUUUUUCCCUUUUUAAUAAUUCAAUAAACAAUGCAAAUUC
This is a messenger RNA of Haliotis rufescens (red abalone), 4605 nucleotides long. RefSeq lists its product as uncharacterized. The record is from RefSeq and is a predicted model, not a curated record. NCBI's taxonomy places the organism in Eukaryota, Metazoa, Mollusca, Gastropoda, Lepetellida, Haliotidae. The coding region runs from base 867 to 2648 and encodes 593 amino acids. The transcript is spliced from 7 exons.